Molecule: messenger RNA, 464 nt
Organism: Suillus subaureus
Lineage: Eukaryota; Fungi; Basidiomycota; Agaricomycetes; Boletales; Suillaceae
Exons: 2
Coding region: 224-436 (70 amino acids)
Source: RefSeq, a predicted model, not a curated record
GUUUGAUAUCUCCAAAGUUGUUGAGAAGGGUGUCGAAAUCACCCCUGAAGUUGACCAUACAUCAGGCACGGUCAGUCACCCCAAGCCGUUCAAGUGCUUUAUCAAGCCUCGCUCUGCCAAAGCCAUUGCGCUCAUUCAGCGGGAUGUCAACUAUUAAUUCUGAUCAUCUAAAUCUGUCAUACAUUCCCACAUUGCACAUAUUUUGUUUCAUCUUGUUGAAUCAAUGCUACUCAUGGUCUACAUUAUAAUACACACAUCUAGCACCCCCCGCCCAACAAUAAAGAGCACGAUCACGCCCUUGAGCUCUCCUGUCAAUGACCGAUGCCUUGACGCGUGUCAACUAUCCUUGACUACUACCAUCUCACGUCGUUGUGAACCCUCUCAACCGUGGAGCUCCAAGCCUUGUGAACAUCGAAAACAUAUUCAAACACCGUAGCCUGUCUAUCAACUUCAAAAGUUCUGCC